CUCUGCAGCCUCACACACACACACUCGACACACUGGGAUCCCGGCGUAGGAGACCUGUCCUUCCGCAGUUCCCUCUCCAAAUCGUGUCAAUCCUCGGAUCUUUCUUCUUUUAAUGGCCGCCAGUGGCGAGCUUCGAGUCCAGCAGCGCAAUAGUUAAAGAGUGCCGGAUGCGCCCUCGCUCCAGCAAACCGCUACAGUACGAAGAUGGCGUCGGAGGGAGCCAGCGGAGAGCAGCCUCCUCCGGUUCAGACACUGGCAGCCGCCGUGCUGGGAAGUGUCGACACGAAAUGUGAGUUUAACAUGGAUAACCUGAGCAAGCCGGAGCUGCUCACCCUGCUGAGCAUCAUGGAGGGAGAGCUGGAGGCCCGAGACCUGGUCAUCGAAGCCCUCAGGGCUCAGAGGAAGGAGGUCUUUCUCCAGGAGCGAUAUGGCCACUACAGUUUGACAGACCCGUUCCUCGCUCUUCAGAGAGAUUUCGAGUGUGGCGUCCCAGGAGGGGACAAGGAGCGACGGCCCCUUGGCUCCAGCCCCAUCUCUGUCCUCGAAGCUGUCAUGGCGCACUGCAGGAAAAUGCAAGAACGCAUGUCGGCCCAGCUGGCAGCUGCUGAGAGCCGGCAGAAAAGGCUGGAGAUGGAGAAGCUUCAGCUGCAGAGUCUGGAGCAGGACCACCGGAAGCUGACGGCACAGCUAAAGGACGAGCGGGAGAAGAACAAACACAUUGUCAUGAUGCUGGUGCGUGAAUGCAAACAGCUGGCCACUCGAGUGGUGGAGGAAUCUCAGCGGUUUGACGAGCUGCAAGCACGCCUGGACGAGGAGAGCCGCACCUCUGGUCGACUGCAGGAAGAGCUGAACUCAGAGCGGCAACGGAGCCAGCAGAUGGAGGCCAACAUGGAAAAGCAGCUGUCUGAGUUUGACACCGAGCGUGAACAGCUGCGGGCACGGCUGGGUCGUGAGGAGGCUGAGAGCUUGAGUCUGCGGCAGCAGGUUGAGCAGCUCAGGACUGAUCAAGGUGAUGGGAAGGAUGGGACUCAGCCGGGAGAACCUGCUGCUGCCACCAACACUUUGCCCAAACCAAAAGCUCUACUGUCUGUUUCGGUGGCCACAGAGCCCAUCAGCUCUCGAACGGCGUCUUGCCAAACAGAUCUCCCUCUCAGUGAGAUAGAUGGUCCAAAGAAGACCCCCCUUACGAUCCCUGUGAAGCCAACCCCUGCUAACUACGUUGGCUUAAGUCUGCCAAAGUCUGCUGGCCGAGGCAUCAUCCACAACAAUUCGACAGGACUGCUGCAGACAGAAAACGGUUCGGAAAACCAGACCCCUCAUGGAAUACCCAGCGGGGUCAGUCCGCGUGUGCAGGCAGCUCGUUACAAAUUCCAGGAACAGGACCAAAAUGGAACUGCCUCACAGAGUCCUCCAGCUCGAGACCUCUCUCCUACUAAUCGUGACAACUUUGCGGCCAAGCAGCAAGCACGCCACACCGUCACACAGGUUCUUUCGCGCUUCACCAGCCCCCCUGGUGGUACCGGAUCACUUCGUCCUAGUCUGCCACACUCUGCGUCAGAAGGCGGCCCUUUUCCCGGACGUCUGAGCCACCCAAUUGGCCUCAAAUCACCAACAGUGGCCCGAAUCGACCGAGGAAAUCCUCCCCCUAUCCCACCCAAAAAGCCCGGGCUUUCUCAAACACCUUCCCCGCCUCAUCCACCCAUAAAGGUGGCUGGGGACAGCAGUCGCACUCCUGGUGCUGGGCUAAAACCAGCUACACCCCAACUGCCUCCAAAACCUGCCCUGGAACUGGUCCCGGCCCUAGCAGCCUCUCAGGUGGGUUCAUGCCCUCUCCCUCGCUCCCCUGUGCCCAGUGGUGGCCCUCAGCAGACGGCAGCAUGCGUAGGGUGCCCUCCGAUCAACAGUCCCGCCACCACUGUCAAUUGUCCCUCCUCCAUUAUACCCCCCUCCACCACCCUUUCCAUUAGUGCUCCAUCCUCCUGUAGCCCCCGCGCCUCCACAGGCGGCUCCCUGGCAACAGCAUCAGGCUGGUGUCCCCCCGUAGUCCCCCCCCUCAGCGGCGGUGGGCCUGCUGCCCUGGACGGUGGGCCCCCUCUGCUCCUACAAGCUGCUUCCCAGGGAAAUGUCACUUUAUUGUCAAUGCUGCUUAACGAACCAGACCCGACCACCAAUACCACCUCAUCCACCAACACCACCACGGACAACAAUCAUCUCGACCAAGACCCUCAUCUGUACCACGACAAAAGCUCUGCUCUGUUUGCUGCUGCUCAGAAUGGACACGCAGAGUGCGUCAAGCUGCUGCUUUCUUCUGGUUUAGCUGCUGAUGUUUCUGAUGAAAACGGAUUUACUGCUCUACACUUUGCUGCUGCCCACGGACACCACAGCUGUGUUCACGAGCUGCUCUCUGCUGGAGCUGCUGUGAACGUGGCAGCCAGUUCGGGUCAGACCCCGCUGUUCUCAGCCUGCGAGGCUGGGUGGCUGGACUGUGUUCAGGUCCUGCUGGCCGCCGGGGCCGACUGCACCUCAGCCAGCGUGGACGGCUGCACUGCUCUUCAUGCCGCGGUGCGUUCAGGACACGUGAAAACACUUCAUCUCCUCCUGCGCCAUCCAGCGGAGAGUGAUCCCACUCUGACCUCUGACCCUUGGACUGUGACUUUGCUGAACCAGGCCAACAAUGAUGGAUGGACAGCGGCACACAUGGCCGCCGCGCUUGGCCUCAAGGAGUGUCUGGAGGUUCUGUGCAGUCACGUUGAGCAGGACGUCGACAGGCGGGACAAGUGUAACCGCACGAUUCACGACGUUGCAACUGAUGACUGCAAAGACCUUCUGGAAAACCUCAGCCAGUACCGGGUUCUGGUCCACCUCCAGUACCCGCAGUCCUUGUGUCCAGUGGAGGAGUUUGUCGAGGAUGAGGAGGAAGGCGUCGCUCGCUUGGUCCUGGGCACGGUCACUGUAGACCGCUCAACCAGCUGGUCUCAGCUAAGCUCCGCCCUCGGGUGCACCUUCACGUCACACCUCCAGACUGUCUGUGGAGACGUGAAGAGUGAGCCAGGACGCCGUCCGCCACUGGGCCUCGGUCCUGCAACUAUCGCUUCUGUCGUCAUUGGAGACACGGUUUGGCAGCCCAGUCAGGAGCUGCCUUUCUCCCCGUGGGACCUGGUCAGGAAGCCCCACUGCCAGCAGAUGACCGUCCGCCUGAAAGGUCUGUCCGAGUCAUGUCUCGACGAGUCUGCGCUGGAUUCUCUGCUGCCACUGCCGCUGCUGUACAACUAUGUUCGCUUGGUGGAGCAGUACGGGAACCUGAUCUUCCAGGGGCUGGAGGGGAGCUGUCUGGACCAGGUGGCGCUGCUGAUCGCUCGCUGCAUCAAGUCCAGGCAGGAGGCGGGGGGCCUCGUCUGUGAGGUGGUGCGGGUGCAGGUGGACGGAAGUCUGAGUAAAGACAUGCUGCUGGAGACUUUCAUCAGCUGCGGCUUCCUACUGCCAGUAGCAGCGCCAGGUUCCACCGUGCCCACGCAGCGCUGCGUUGUGGUGCUGCUGCAGGGUCUGGAGAAAGCUGCGUCCCUCUCAGGCCUUUUAGGAGAUCUGUGCCUUAGUCUGGACAACAGAGACUCUGCUGCACCCCUGCUGCUUCACUCUGGCCCGCACCGUUUCUGCGCCAGCAGCUUCCUCAUUGCAACCUUGUUUAGGCCCCGCCUCCAGGGCUCAGAGCUCCGCCUCCAACAGCACUUCCGCUGGGUGACGCUCCGCUGGGACCAGGAGCCGCUGCAUGGCCUUUUGGGAAGACACCUGCGGCGGAAGCUGCUUCACCAGAUGGGACCAGGAGUCUGGUCAGCUGAUGGUCUGAUGGAGAGGUCGGUGAUGUGGAUCAGUCAAGUCUGGCAACAGCUCAACGCUUGCCUGUCGCGCCUGGGAACCCACGAAGCCAUGCUGGGCCCGGAGCUCUUCCUGUCCUGCCCCGUGGUUCACCCCAACAGCCAGGCCCUUGUCAGGUGGCUGGCCCGGCUGUGGAACAGCACAGUCGUCCCACGUGUGGAAGACGCCGUCAUCGCCCGGGUGACAGCCAAACACUCCUCGUCUGUAGCGCCACCGUCUCAGCGCCCGGCUCUCUGCGGGCUGACCGCGGGGCAGCAGGCGGUGGUGAAGGCUGCCCACAGCAUUCUGGUCAACAAGGCUGUCCUCUCGGGCUGCCCGCUGCCUCGCCACGAAAUGGAGUUUCACGGCGCCAUCUUCCCACUGUCUGCCAUUGGAGCCUUCAAAGGUGGGAGGAAAGGUCGGGACAGUGCAAAGCUGAGGCGCUCCAACACCAGCCCCAGGAAGAAGACCAGUCCAGGGUCUACCUGGACCAGUGGCUGUUCCUUCAGAGAGGGGUCUGUGUCCAGCACUGAUGUCAGUGUCAACGGCGACAGUCACAGGGAGCCUGUGGGUCUGUCCUUGUUUUCUGACGAUGAGACCGACCUGAUCAGAGAGCUGCAAACCAUGUGCUCCAGCAAGUCGGAGCCGGACAUCAGGAUGAUCUCUCGGACCAAAGACGACAUGAUCCUGUUCUGCUCCUCCAGUGAUGACACGUCUUCUUCAGGCGCUGAGCAGGAAACAGCCACCCAGCAGCUCCUGCAGACGACCAUCAUCUGCCCGUCCGGACUAGACUCGGCCCAACCAGCCGUCCAGAACGGCGAGCGACGACCUGGUCCUCGCGCCAAAUCUCAACUCCCCAUCCCCAGCAGCAGGGGGCAGCAGCGAGCCUCCAGUGGCAGCAGCUGCAGCAGCAGCAGAACCCAGACGCCCAGCAGAACCAGCACCAACAGCAAAGCCAAGUCCACUCCGACCAGCAGCAGGAGCAGCAACGUGAACAACAACAACCACCAACCGCACCAGGAGGUGUGGAUCCUCCACAGAGACCUGCAUGAAACCAACAACAACAACCGCCCACCGCCAUGAUCUCGCUGUGAACCUCCAUGAUGUAAAAACUGACUUGACUUUGAGUAUUUGUACUUGUUACACUGUAUUACACUUGUGGGACCAUGGUUUUAGACUAUAUUUAGUAUUAGAUGGGAGGCCGGUGCAGAGAGAGCGAGCGAGCGAGAGAGAGAGAGAGAGAUGUGCUCUGAACACUUGCUGUUGCCUUAUUCCAGUGUUUGAACGUGUGCAGCCCGACAGCAGCAGAGUCUGGUGGAAGCGGCGUUCAAACUUAAAUACUGCCGUCGUCCCGAGAAGUGGAAGUGCUUGGACUGGAUCAGAGAAGGUUUUACUUUGGUCUUUUAGUUUUUUGCUAUUAUUCAGUAUUUGAAGAUGUUUCAAGUGUUUGAACUAGUCGCUUUCAAUACUGUCGACUUUAAUCAGGGUUUUACCAAAUCUAUAUUUGUAAAUGCGUAGUACGUUGAGAUGCUCUAGAUUGGUGUACUGUGGUAUGAUGCUUGUACAGUGACGAAACCUUCAAAGCAAAACUGCUGGAUUUAAAAAGAAAAAAAAAAAAAGAAACCAACAUGUACAUACUUGUUAGUAAAAUCACCCCCGUGCAAGUGAGGGGGGGCAACGUGGCAAUAAGUCAAACACGUGUGUAAACACAGGAUGUCCUCCGUCUGCUUGAAGCCAUAAUGAUUCAGACCUUUCCCUCCACACACCUUUCUUUCAUGUGUCCCUCGAAUCACUGUGUUAGAAUCUGUUUUUUCCCCGUUCUUUUUUUUUUUUUUUUAGGAAAAGUUUAUUUGAAAAGUGGACAAUGUUUAUAUAUAAAUAUAAAUCUAUCUAUACAUAUGUACAGGAGAGAGUUUAGUGGACUAUGAUUUUGAUCUGUAUGAUAGUUGUUUGAGGUUUAAAGCAUUUGUCUUUCAAGCACAAACAUUAAAAUGGCACCGUCCAAAUCUUCA
Synchiropus splendidus (mandarinfish) is the source of this 5864-nucleotide messenger RNA. It is a transcript of the gene cttnbp2, whose product is annotated as cortactin binding protein 2. Bases 205 to 4935 code for a protein of 1576 amino acids. The record is from RefSeq and is a predicted model, not a curated record. Gene Ontology annotation, cellular component: glutamatergic synapse. Gene Ontology annotation, biological process: regulation of synapse organization. Lineage: Eukaryota; Metazoa; Chordata; Actinopteri; Syngnathiformes; Callionymidae. The transcript has 23 exons. Gene Ontology annotation, molecular function: protein binding.